AUGAUCCGACGCCACAAGACCACCAUUUUCACGGACGCCAAGGAGUCGAGUACCGUGUUUGAGCUGAAGCGUAUCGUCGAGGGCAUUCUUAAGCGGCCUCCUGACGAGCAGCGGCUGUACAAGGAUGACCAGCUUCUGGAUGAUGGCAAGACACUGGGUGAGUGUGGAUUCACCAGUCAGACAGCGCGACCGCAGGCCCCAGCCACUGUGGGGCUGGCCUUCCGAGCAGAUGAUGCAUUUGAGGCCCUGCGCAUUGAGCCCUUUUCCAGCCCACCAGAGCUGCCUGACGUGAUGAAGCCACAGGACUCAGGAAGCAGCGCCAACGAACAAGCCGUGCAGUGAGAGGGCCUAGGGCCCACCCUCCAGUGCCCCAUUCCUGCCAAUAAAAAAUUUGGGUGUCUGCCUG
This is a messenger RNA of Pteropus alecto (black flying fox), 406 nucleotides long. It is a transcript of the gene ELOB, whose product is annotated as elongin B. Gene Ontology annotation, molecular function: protein binding. Gene Ontology annotation, cellular component: elongin complex; VCB complex. Lineage: Eukaryota; Metazoa; Chordata; Mammalia; Chiroptera; Pteropodidae. The record is from RefSeq and is a predicted model, not a curated record. Gene Ontology annotation, biological process: transcription elongation by RNA polymerase II. The transcript is spliced from 3 exons. The coding region runs from base 1 to 342 and encodes 113 amino acids.